This is a messenger RNA of Brassica napus (rape), 2597 nucleotides long. RefSeq names its product LEAF RUST 10 DISEASE-RESISTANCE LOCUS RECEPTOR-LIKE PROTEIN KINASE-like 1.1. The transcript has 5 exons. Bases 474 to 2369 code for a protein of 631 amino acids. The record is from RefSeq and is a predicted model, not a curated record. Gene Ontology annotation, biological process: protein phosphorylation. Gene Ontology annotation, molecular function: protein kinase activity; ATP binding; polysaccharide binding. NCBI's taxonomy places the organism in Eukaryota, Viridiplantae, Streptophyta, Magnoliopsida, Brassicales, Brassicaceae.
CCUAAACCGGUUAUAAAUAUUAAAGCAAAGCAUACUCAGAAGAUCUCUAAAGAGCAAACAAAACCAUAGAGUCUCACUUUCAGUGCUUCUAACGCUUUAAUAAUGGAAGACUCGAUAGGAGGUUGACAAGACAUGAAGAUAUUAAGAUAAGUGGUGUGUGGUCAAAUCUGAUACAUGCAAUUUCGACCAAAAGCAAGCUUCAAAGACUAUUGCACAGUUUUUUUCAAAGCUGCCCCACAUAUCUUCAUCUUCUUCUCUUGCAACCUCAUAAACCAUGCUCUUCUUCCUCUACAGUUCUGUCUGAAUUUCCGCACAAGUCAACUCUCCUGUCGUAAUACCAUUCAAAGAAGGACCAUAUAACAAACGGGUAGGAGGAGAAAUAUAUAAUCUAGUUUCUUCAGAAAAUGGAAUAUAAGUCUUGAUAUUUUGUAGAUCUAGAUAUCAAGAAUCACAAGUCUGUAAUCACAUCACCAAUGAAGACUAUCUCUGUGUUGGUCUUCUUCUUCCUCUUCUUUCUCAUCGCAGAAGCCAGGAGAAAGAAAAUGACAGAUUGUGCCAAGACAUUCUCUUGUGGAAGCCUCGACUUCAGGUUCCCUUUCUUUAACACAACCAUGCGGUCUCGAUGCGGUCUGUUCAGGCUGAAGUGCACUGAUCACCAGAUUUCAGAGAUGCAGCUUGAGGAAAAUGGGAAAUGGUACAAAGUGAAGAGCGUCUCUCAAGCCAACACCAUAACUAUCACCGACCCGAGGCUUAACAAAAGCUUGGAAGCAGGAUCAUGUACUGACUUGUCAAACUUCUCUCUUCCAGAUUCUCCAUGGCUCGAAUUGACCACUUUGUACAAAUGCAACAACAGUAGGGAGAAUGGUUUCACUUAUGCAAAUUGCAAAGGAGGAGGAAGCAGCUUGUACUACUCCAAUUUGACAGAUCAUUCAGGGUGUUCAAUUAUCAAGACUCCAGAGAGCUGGAAUAUUUCAAGAAACAAGAACCAGUCUAUUAUUCUUAAUGCUACUUUCUCUCUUCGUACAAACGUGACUCGAGCCUGCCGUCACUGCUAUAGACGAGGAGGAGAAUGUACGAUGAUCAAAGACAAGUUUCACUGCCGUGGAGGAGGCAAAGAAGACUACCAAGAUGUGAAGUUAAAGCUAGGAUUAGGAAUCGGAGGAUUUCUCAUCUUGAUAAUCAGCUUGGUUGCACUCUUUAUCUUCAUCCAAAGGAAUUGGAGAAGGAAAACCAGUUCAGACCUCAUCUCAACAUACAACUCGAACUCUGACGUUGAGUUUAGUCAUGUCUUCUUUAAGAUACCAAUCUUCUCCUAUAAAGAACUUCAAGAAGCCACAGACAACUUCAGUAAAGACAGGUUACUAGGAGAUGGAGGCUUUGGCACUGUCUACUAUGGAAAAGUGCGUGAUGGACGAGAAGUUGCAGUGAAGCGUCUCUAUGAGCACAACUACAGAAGGCUCGAGCAGUUCAUGAACGAGAUAGAGAUCCUCACACGUCUCCAUCACAAGAACCUAGUCUCUCUCUACGGAUGCACUUCACGUCGCAGCAGAGAGCUUCUCCUCGUCUACGAGUUUAUUCCAAACGGCACGGUUGCAGAUCAUCUCUUCGGUGAAACUGAAAACCCAACACACCAAGGCUUUUUAACAUGGUCGAUGCGCAUGAGCAUCGCCAUUGAAACAGCGACCGCUUUGGCUUACCUUCACGCUUCUGAUAUCAUUCACCGCGAUGUCAAGACUACAAACAUUCUCCUCGACCGGAACUACGGAGUCAAAGUUGCGGAUUUCGGACUGUCGAGGUUGUUCCCGACUGAUGCAACUCAUGUUUCAACUGCUCCUCAGGGCACUGCGGGAUACGUGGAUCCUGAGUAUCAUACCUGUUAUCAUCUAACCGACAAGAGCGAUGUAUACAGCUUCGGAGUGGUUCUUGUCGAGCUGAUAUCCUCGAAGCCUGCUGUUGAUAUAAACAGGUCCAAGAGUGAGAUCAACCUAUCAAGCUUAGCUAUAAACAUGAUACAGAACAACGCGACACACGAGCUGAUUGAUCAGAGUCUUGGAUACGGAACCAAUGAAGGAGUUAGGAAAAUGACUACAAUGGUGGCAGGUUUGGCUUUUCAGUGCUUGCAGCAAGAUGGUACAAUGAGACCUACAAUGGAACAGGUUGUGAAAGAGCUAAAGGAGAUCCAGAACGGGGAGCAAAAAUGUCAAUACUACAACUACAGAGAAGAGACAGUAACUCCGCAUCCUUCGCCACCGGAUUGGGGAGAAGCUUCGCUCAUAGAGAAUAAAAAAUUCCCACGAUCACCCAUCUCUGUGACUGAACAAUGGACCAGUAAAUCAACCACACCGAACACCAGUGCCUACAGUUGCUAAGGUACCAUCAGGUUUUGCUUUCUUCUCAUUUGUGUCAGUGGAAAGAUAUAAGAUGAAACACAGAGUUGUGAAGUUGCAGGUAUUGAGAAAAUAUACAUAGUGACUUAACUUGAACUACUAAUCACGAAUUUUCUAUGUCUAAUUUUGUCUACCAUACUCAAUAUAUGUGACUGUAUCUGUAUGUAAUAUUAACUCAAAUGAACAAAAAAAAAAAAAAAUUGACUAAGA